Messenger RNA from Racocetra fulgida, 312 nucleotides. The record is from the annotation of a GenBank genome assembly. NCBI's taxonomy places the organism in Eukaryota, Fungi, Glomeromycota, Glomeromycetes, Diversisporales, Gigasporaceae.
AUGAGUUCCAGAAAUGCUAAGAAGUGUGCAAAUGAAAAAAUAAGUACAACUAACUCAAAUAAAAGAGGCCGCAAAAAAAAAGAAAUAGUUGAUCCACCAGAUGACCCUUAUGAUCCUUUAGAUAGUGUUUUUAUUUCACGUAGUGAUAUUACAAGUGUUAAAAAAGGUUACAAAAAGCAGCAAGAGAUAGUUGCUUCUACGUCUUUAAGCGUCCAUAAUGAUGAUAAAGCACAAAAUAAAAAUAAAAGAGGACGCAAAAAGAAGCAAAAAAAAACUGUACCUCAACCAUCACUAAUUGUUACUAAACUUUCA